Molecule: messenger RNA, 990 nt
Organism: Coregonus clupeaformis (lake whitefish)
Lineage: Eukaryota; Metazoa; Chordata; Actinopteri; Salmoniformes; Salmonidae
Gene: prxl2b
Product: peroxiredoxin like 2B
Exons: 7
Coding region: 110-712 (200 amino acids)
Source: RefSeq, a predicted model, not a curated record
UCGCGUAGUAGGCUCGUUGUGCAACUGUCUUGUCUGCUAUAGUCUGUUGAGAAAAUCGUUUUUACUGACGUACCUAGAGUCUCUAGUCAAUUCAAUACAUUCUGUGGAAAUGGCAAAGAUUGAACUAAAUCCAGUUGGAACGAACUUGUUGAAGAGUGUUUCUGGAGAGAGUGUGGAGCUCCAGUCUUUAUGGCGCGACCAGCCUGUGGUCCUGUUCUUCCUGCGUAGGUUUGGCUGCCAGGUGUGCCGCUGGACAGCAGCAGAGAUCAGUAAACUUGAGCCAGACCUGACAGCCAACGGUAUUGCCCUGGUGGGCAUCGGACCUGAGGAGACAGGCCUGAAGGAGUUUAAGGAGGGGGGAUUCUUCAAAGGAGACCUUUACAUUGACGAGAAAAAGCAGUGCUACAAGGAUCUGGGCUUCAAAAGGUACACGGCUCUUAGUGUGGUUCCUGCAGCACUGGGGAAGAAAAUACGAGAGGUUACGACAAAGGCCAAAGCUCAAGGGAUCCAGGGGAACUUCACUGGGGACCUCCUACAGAGUGGAGGCAUGCUCAUCGUGGCCAAAGGUGGAGAAAAAGUUCUGCUGCACUUUGUCCAGGAUUCACCCGGAGACUAUGUACCAUUGGAGGACAUUUCCAAGGCUCUCGACAUCUCAGCCAAUGUACAGGCAGGGGAGAGACCACAGUGCAACGAUGAUGUUUGUACCAGAUGAAGCCUGAACACGCCCUGGACUUGUGACAUCUCAAGUGCACUUUGGGGAGGAGAGCUGCACCCCGACCACCAAUCAAGAGGGGUAAAUCUGGACUGUGAAGCAGGAUGAUUAUGACCAUUUAAAUCUGCGUCAAUGUUUUUUAUAAUGGAUACCCCAACUGGGUACAACCAAAUCCGUUUUGAUUCCUGAUAUAGUAGAUUUCUAGAUGUUUUCCAGCUUGUAAAUCUGUGGAUAAUUCCAGCUUGACUGUGGAUAAUGUUAUUAAAUAGUAUACAUUU